AUUCAAAUUUUUAUUGAAAUGCUGCCACAGCAAAGAUAAACCACGCAAAAUCACUCAAAAUGCUCAGCUGGAUGAAUUUGUUUCUCAUUGAGCUUCGCACGGCUCUGCUGAUAUCAUUGCAGAAGUGAGGAAAAGACAAGUCGACACCCGCUAACUGUCUGUCCAGGAAAAAUGAAGGUGGAUGUGCAGGCAGGAGCCAUGACGGAGGACGGAAGAGACGGGCAGGGCUGGACGCAGCAGAGGAUGGAAACGGGUGGAGGAAUGGAGCAAGGUCAGGAAACAACUAAGUAAACACAGUGCUUUUAUAAUUCUCUGACUUUCAUUUCAAAACGCAUUUCAUCACUUAAACUCCUGCAGCUGCAACGCAGACAAGUUGUCACUGCUUAAUGUAAUGCAAUGUUAGGAUGCAAAGACGUGGUGGGGGGCUGGGGACAGAACGUUAUAACAGACAUAACCUUCCACCCUGUAGCACAUGUGUUACCAUGACAAGCUGUCACCAGGGGCAAUGAGAAAGAGUGAGGAGAGAGCAGAUUCCAGUUUAUUCUAAACGGUUGAAGCCAUGGCAAACUCAUGCUGAAGCUGUCAUGCUGGAAAUGGGAAGGGCCUUCUUUUCAUACUUGCACACAAAGUUGUGGCGCACUUUUGUCUAAGGUAUUGUUCGUAUUACAGGAAAAUGUGAUUUCAUUAGAACUAUGGGACUUUUCAAACAAGACGCAGCCACAGGUGAAACAAAUACAGCAGCAAAAGUGAACUUAAAGGGCUAAAAGUCACUGGAAUAUCCUCAGUAUGGCAAGAUUGAAAGACAAAACAGUUCUGCAAGUUGGUGAAUGUUUGUCCAUGUGGAACUGAAGGUGAACAGAUGCCAAUUUGAGGUAGUUAAAGUGGUCAUGCUGGUCUGAAUGAUACUGUUUAGGCUGUAUGUGUGUGUAGGUGGACAGUAGAGAGGAGUGCAUGGGUGGAGUGGUUUGCCAAAAUUGCAGUCAUAUCCCUCCAGCUCCUCUGCAUGUAUCUGGGGCGUGUACUGCCGUUAGAAAAAAGAAAAAAAAAACUCUCAGUCCUGCAACUCCUGCAGCCCCAGCGAGGCGGUCUGGAUUUUCAGUCAGGGGACGUUCAUCACCAUCAGCCAGCACAGCAGCUCUCCCUCUCUCUCUCUCUCUCUCUCUCUCUCUCUCUUUCUAACCCUCCCCCGGACACCCCCACAGUCUCUGCCUCUCUGUCCGUCGGUCUGUCUUCUCUCAACAAGCCCAGCAUCUCCUUUCUUUUCUCUGCUUAGCAAUCAUGUCCUCCAACGGCGCGGACGGGGACCUGCUGCGGAUCCCUCUGGGACUCAUCAACGACGACGGCAAGUAUCUGACGGCGGAGACCUUCGGCUUCAAGAUCAACGCCUCGGCCAGCAGCCUGAAGAAGAAGCAGACGUGGACCCUGGAGCAGACCGGGGAGGACGGCAGCGCGGUGUUCCUGCUCUCCCACCUGGGCCGCUACCUCGCCACGGACAAAGACGGCAACGUUACCGCGGACAGCGAGACGCGCGGAAAGGACUGCCGCUUCGUCAUCACGGUGCAUGAGGACGGGCGGUGGUCGCUGCAGUCCGAGCCCCACGGCCGCUUCCUGGGCGGCAGCGAGGACCGGAUCACCUGCUUUGCGCAAACCGCCUCUCCGGCGGAGAGAUGGAGCAUGCACCUGGCCGUCCACCCGCAGGUCAACCUCUACAGCUUUGCGCGCAAACGCUUCGCCCACCUGAGCGCGCAUGGGGAGCGGCAGGAGGUGUCCAUAGACCGGGACGUCCCCUGGGGCGUCGACUCGCUUGUGACACUGGUGUACCGGGAUCAGCGCUACCACCUGGAGACCUCGGACAACCGCUUCCUCCGCAACGACGGCAGCCUGUCCACCAAGACGGACAAGGAUACCGGCUACAUGCUGGAGUUCCGCUCCGGGAAAGUGGCAUUCCGCGACUGCAACGGCCGCUACCUGGCCCCGGCCGGCCCCACCGGCACCAUGAAGUCCGGGAAGAGCACCCGGGUGGGGAAGGAUGAACUGUUCGGCCUGGAGCGCAGCCACGCUCAGGUCGUGCUGACUGCAGGCAACGAGAGAAACGUCUCCACGAGGCAAGGCAUGGACCUGUCGGCCAAUCAGGACGAGGAAGGCGACCAGGAAGUCUUCCAGUUGGAGAUGAGCCGUGAGGACAGGAAAUGUGCCUUCAGAACUGCUGCUGGAAAAUACUGGACGCUGACAGCAACCGGAGGGCUGCAGUGCACUGCCUCCACCAAGUCUGCCAACUGUUACUUUGAACUGGAGUGGCGCGAUGGUCGGGUGUGUGUUCGUGCAUCCAACGGCAAGUAUGUGAUUGCAAAGAAGAACGGGCAGCUGGCUGCUACUGUAGACAAUACAGGGGAGGCUGAACAGUUCCUGAUGAAGCUGAUCAACCGUCCAAUCAUUGUCCUUCGCGGAGAGCACGGUUUCAUUGGAGCUCGUAAAGCUGGAAUGACGACUCUGGACUCCAACCGAGCAUCCUACGAUGUUUUCCAACUGGAGUUCCAUAACGGUGCUUACGCCCUCAAAGACUUCAUGGGGAAGUACUGGUGCGUUGGAGACGACACAGCGGUCGUGUGCAGCAGCUCAACGCCCGUCCAGUUCCUGCUCGAGUUCUGUGACCUCAACAAGAUGGCCAUUCGCGCUCUGGGUGGGAAGUACCUUAAAGGAGACCACGCCGGCGGGCUUAAGGCCAGCGUAGACUCCCUGGACAACGCCACCCUCUGGGAAUACUGAGAAUGCACAGCCAGACUUCUCCACUAUCUGACACAAUACUUCACACUAUUAAUAGAUACUGUAGGUAGCUGUUUUCUUUUUUCUUUUUUUGCAUACGUGUGUGUGCCUGUGUGUGUGUAGUUGUGAAUUUGUUUGGAUGGAUGUGUGGUGGAAACUGAAAUUGAUAAACUGGAAGUCAUGGCACCAAAGUGUUAGAUUUUUUUUUUUUUGAAAAUGUUCUUUCUCAGACAUGAUCUCUUCUUACUGGGCUUUUUACUGGAGUUUUGGGCGACUUGCUGUUUACUGAAUGCAUUAUAGUGGUUAUAUGGUUGCACAGUAUUUGUUUCACCUCCAGUCAAAUUUACACAAGCUGUACCUGAUAAACGUCAGGACAAUUGCUGUUAUUAGUUGUGCCUAUCUGUGGUAACUACUGGUGUAACAAACAUGUAGAAUGCUAUAACUCAUAUCUUACAAUAUCUAACCUUCUCCUGCUAAACGUCCUGCUGCCUCUGUACGCUGCUUACUCGUCUUUCAAGCUAUAAAACAUAAUGCACAUCUGAUAAAGGGAUGGUACCCAUUUACAUGCUUCCGCUGUAAAUAACGCUUUCUUUGUCGCUGAAUCAUUCAAAACACGGUAACCAUGGAAACAGAAAUGGGAUAUGGCUGGCAGAUCUAAUAUGUUUUGUCUGGUCACUAUCCAGUUUUCCUUCCUCGGUCGUAAAUGUGCAGACGACAAACUCUCUCUAGAGAUGCAACCUUGGAAAGUCCUGAGUGGUCCAAAGGUUUUCCUUCAACAAUGGAUCCACUCAGCGCUUGUUUCCUCAGAUCAGUACAUGGUUUCAGUCAUAGUCUAAGAUGAAACAAAUGCAACUGAAAAAGAAGCUUCGAAAUCCCCCCGCCCACCGAGUGGCGGGCGAGGCCUAGUUAGCGCACACAACACGCUCGAAUGCACAUAAAUACAUAUAAAUGUAGUCAUGAAUACACGAAUUCUAACUGUGAAAAUACAGCGAGUAAUAAUUAGCACAAUAAUAUAGGGUCCACUUGAACAAAUUUAAAAGCACACAUUUGUUAUGAUGAAAUGUUGGCCUUAGAUUGGUUGCUGCUGGUAUGUGUGUGUAUGUGUGUGUGCGUGCGUGUGUGUGUGUGUGUGUGUGUGUGUGUGUGUGUGUGUGUAGUCAUCUCUGGUUAUCAUUGUGGCUGUGCCUUCCAUAGAGCAUUCAAUCUUUUCUCUUUCAUGCUCUUACAUUUCAACUGAAUUGAGUAAAAGCUCCAAUAAAGUUUUCCUCUCAAUA
Molecule: messenger RNA, 4037 nt
Organism: Stegastes partitus (bicolor damselfish)
Lineage: Eukaryota; Metazoa; Chordata; Actinopteri; Pomacentridae
Product: fascin-like
Exons: 5
Coding region: 1279-2766 (495 amino acids)
Biological process (GO): establishment or maintenance of cell polarity; actin filament bundle assembly; cell migration
Cellular component (GO): microvillus; growth cone; actin cytoskeleton
Molecular function (GO): actin filament binding; protein-macromolecule adaptor activity
Source: RefSeq, a predicted model, not a curated record